UCUGCUUGCUAUAUAUACCACCACCCAAGAACAUGACCACACGUCAAUCUUUAAAAAAAACAGAGCAUCACCACACCACUCUCUCUCUCUCUCUACUGUCUCUCCAUGGGGACUGUUGAUUUGAAAACUCUCGAAUUAGAGGCUCCAUCCUCAUUAGUCAAGAAAGUAUCAGAAGAUGAUGAUUAUCUCAUCAACGAAGACGAAGUAUCACCAAUCGAACAGGUCCGCCUAACAGUACCCACCACUGACGACCCGACCCUCCCAGUAUGGACCUUCCGAAUGUGGGUCCUGGGUAUAAUCUCCUGCGGACUCCUCUCCUUCCUCAACCAGUUCUUCUCCUAUCGGAGGGAACCACUCAUCAUUACCCAGAUCACCGUCCAGGUCGCAACUCUCCCCAUCGGACGGUUCAUGGCGGCCGUGAUCCCAUCCACCAAGUUCCGGAUUCCCGGGUUCGGGGCCAGACAAUUCUCUCUCAACCCGGGUCCGUUUAACAUGAAGGAGCAUGUUCUGAUAUCCAUAUUUGCUAACGCUGGAAGCGCUUUUGGAAAUGGGUCUGCUUAUGCUGUUGGUAUUGUCAAUAUAAUUAAGGCCUUUUAUGGAAGGAAUAUCUCCUUCUUUGCUAGUUGGCUUCUUAUCAUCACUACUCAGGUCUUAGGAUACGGUUGGGCUGGGCUCCUAAGAAAAUACGUAGUGGAACCGGCACACAUGUGGUGGCCCAGCACCCUUGUCCAGAUCUCCCUCUUCCG
This is a messenger RNA of Camellia sinensis, 746 nucleotides long. NCBI's taxonomy places the organism in Eukaryota, Viridiplantae, Streptophyta, Magnoliopsida, Ericales, Theaceae. The record is from RefSeq and is a predicted model, not a curated record.